GCGACUGAUAUAUUGUCAACACAUCGUGGCAAAUGUCCCAAAUACCGACAACAUCCACUUCAAUUUGAUGCAAGCGAUGAAAAAACAGAUAAUAGUGAUUGGUAACCAACUGACCUUCAAUGAAUAAACCAACUGAAUAAACCUCAGUAUUCUUCUGCCACUUCCACUUCGCCAGAGUCAUUUCGGUUAAGGUUACCAUCGUCAUGUCCGGCAAUUCCGAGCUGGGAUUUCCGAGAUCACUACCUGAAGUGACGCAUACAACGUUGAAGCCGAUAGCUCGACAGAUGGAAUGUUAUUUAGGAGUCUCUGCGCCCGCAUUUGAACAUCCACAAAAAUGAAGUCCUCUAUAUUCGCCCUCCUCGCCGCAGGAGCUGCCGCGUCCAAUCUCCAAAUCGACACUUCCUCCGGUUUCGUCCAAGGAGGCGUCAAUAGCAGCUAUCCUAAUGUCCGCCACUUUCUAGGAAUCCCCUUUGCUAAACCGCCUGUUGAUAAUCUCCGCUGGCUCCCCCCGCAACCGGUCGAGCAUCAUGACAGUCUCAUCAAUGGCACCGUUAUGCCCCCCGCUUGUCCGCAGAGUUCCGGCGCAAACACACCGUUUGGAAUCUACUCUCCUGACACGCUCAUCGCUGGUGGAACGAGCGAGGAUUGUUUGAAGCUGAGCAUCUGGGCCCCGAAUAACGGCAAGAAAGACCUCCCCGUCAUUAUCUGGUUCUACGGUGGCGAAUGGCUUCUCUCUGGCACUGAUAUCCCCGCCUGGAUCCCCGCUCCCUGGAUUGAGAGAUCGCAGGAACACAUCGUCGUCAGCAUCCAGUAUCGUGUGAAUAUGUUCGGAUUUCCCGGGUCUGGGGCAUUGAAGGAUCAGAAUCUGGGAAUCCUCGACCAACGCGCUGGUAUCGAAUGGGUGCACAAGAACAUUGCUCGCUUUGGUGGAAAUCCGGACCAGAUGAUUCUCUGGGGCCAGAGUGCCGGUGCAGGCAGCUCGGAUAUCCUCAACUUUGCCUAUCCCGACGAUCCCAUCGUCCAGGGGUUCGCCCAGGAUUCGGGGUCCGUGUUCCUGACCAUCGAAGAUCGCACGGAUGAUGUAUCCAACUUCACCUCUGUCGCCACUCACUUUGGCUGCUCUGGAUCAGCGGAACAUGAACUGGCUUGUCUGCGUGCUAUCCCUGCUGCCAACAUCACAGCCUAUCUCAGCACAACUGCCGGCAAGAAACUAACCUUCAAACCCUUCAUCGACGACAAGGUCGUCUUCAACAACUACACAGAACGCUAUCUCUCCAACAAAGUCAGCAACAAACCCGCUCUCUUCGGCUCAAACCUCGACGAAGGCACCAUCUUCGCCAGCGGCGUCAACAACGCCAAAGCAAAAGAAACCACCUACUCCAAAUUUCAAUGUCCAGUGCCAUACUCGACUGCCCAUCGUGACGCUCUAGGCCUGACUACAUACCGGUAUCAAUACCGCGGAAACUUCACCAAUAGUUCGCCCAAGUCUGGACUCGGGGCGUUCCAUUCGUCCGAGUUGCCGUUGAUCUUUGGCACUUCUGGGCAGUUUUAUGGCCCUGAUACGGCGUUUGAGAAGAGCGUUAGUGAGAAGAUGCAGGAUUUGUGGGUUGCUUUUGCAAAGGAUCCACAGAAUGGGUUGCAGGAGAUGGGAUGGCCCAAGUCAACAAGUGAUCGGUUCCUCAUGCUGGGUGGGCAGGAUGUUGUCAAUCAGACGGUUGUGUCUGCUGUGAUGGACGAUCAUUUGAUUGAUGGUGCGUGUAAAAGUUACUAUUCGUCAUAUCUAGCAUAGACUGCUUGAUGUAUUUAUAUCAUAUUAUACUCAUCAUUUAAGACCCCUCGGCGGGUGCUAG
Messenger RNA from Aspergillus wentii DTO 134E9, 1850 nucleotides. RefSeq lists its product as uncharacterized. The transcript has a single exon. The coding region runs from base 335 to 1789 and encodes 484 amino acids. The record is from RefSeq and is a predicted model, not a curated record. Lineage: Eukaryota; Fungi; Ascomycota; Eurotiomycetes; Eurotiales; Aspergillaceae.